Scophthalmus maximus (turbot) is the source of this 1077-nucleotide messenger RNA. Its product is annotated as histone H1-like. The coding region runs from base 21 to 647 and encodes 208 amino acids. Gene Ontology annotation, biological process: nucleosome assembly. The record is from RefSeq and is a predicted model, not a curated record. Lineage: Eukaryota; Metazoa; Chordata; Actinopteri; Pleuronectiformes; Scophthalmidae. Gene Ontology annotation, cellular component: nucleosome. Gene Ontology annotation, molecular function: DNA binding; structural constituent of chromatin. The transcript has a single exon.
CUGACUCCGAAGAGAAAACUAUGGCAGAAGAAGAAGCUCCAACUCCCGCCGCCGCUCCGGCGAAGUCCCCGGCGAAGGCCGCCAAGAAGAAGGCGACACCCAAACCGAAGAAGGCCGGACCGAGCCUCCGUGACCUCAUCGUCGAGGCCGUGUCCGCGUCCAAGGAGCGCAGCGGCGUGUCUCUGGCCGCCCUGAAGAAGGCUCUGGUCGCCGGAGGCUACGAUGUGGAGAAGAACAAGACCCGCGUCAAGGUCGCCAUCAAGGCGCUCGUGGCCAAGGAGACCCUGGUCCAGACCAAGGGAACCGGGGCGUCCGGCUCCUUCAAGAUGAACAAGAAGGUCGAGCCCAAGGCCAAGAAGCCGGUGAAGAAGGCCGCUCCCAAAGCGAAGAAGCCCGCAGCCGCCAAGAAGCCCAAGGCCGCGGCCAAGAAGCCGGCAGCCGCCAAGAAGUCCCCGAAGAAGGCGAAGAAACCCGCCGCGGCCAAGAAGAGCCCCAAGAAGGUGGCCAAGAGCCCCAAGAAGGCCGCGAAGAGCCCGAAGAAGAGCCCGAAGAAGGCCGCGAAGAAGGCCGCACCUGCCGCCAAGAAAGUCCCCGCGAAGAAGGCGGCGGCGGCCAAAGCGAAGAAGACCGCAGCUAAGAAGAAGUGAGCGGCGACCGGUCCGACAACAACGGCUCUUUUCAGAGCCACACACCUUCUCUGAGACAAACGUCCAUAUUCGUAUUUUUAAAAAUCAUAUCAUAAAUUUAUAUUUUUAUGUUGGAGGAAGAUGUUGCUUCAACGGAUUCUCCUAUAUAACGACAUGGGAUUUCUCUGUUUAAUAUAUACAUGCACAUUAUGGUAAAACUAUUACUAAUACAUACAUCAAAUAGAAAUAUGAAAUAACAUUUGAAUCGAUCAAAUAUUGUCAGAAACCUUCAUUUCAAACCAGUUUUAUAGUUUUUUUUUGUUUCAACACAACAAAUGGAUGAAACAGUAUUUAGACCUGAUGGCGUUAAUAUCUUAAUUAAUAUAUAUGAAGAUAAGAAUUAAGAUUGCUUUUUUUGUAUGAUUUUUUUAAUAAACGUCAAUUUAGUUAA